Molecule: messenger RNA, 948 nt
Organism: Humulus lupulus (European hop)
Lineage: Eukaryota; Viridiplantae; Streptophyta; Magnoliopsida; Rosales; Cannabaceae
Exons: 1
Coding region: 1-948 (315 amino acids)
Molecular function (GO): protein dimerization activity
Source: RefSeq, a predicted model, not a curated record
AUGUUUUCGUCUAUUAUUGAUGUGCUUGAGGAAAUUACAAAUGAUAAAUUGAAUAGUGAGCAAAAAUAUGAAGCAUCUAUUAUGUUACAAAUGGUGCAAACAUAUGAUUUUGUCUUUAGCUUGCAUUUGGUGAUGAAUAUUCUUGGGAUCACAAAUGAAUUGUCACAAGUCUUACAAAAAGGUGAUCAAUAUAUUGUGAAUGCAAUGGAUUUAGUCAAAAUAUGCAAGAAACAACUACUAAUGACGAGAGACAAUGGAUGGGAUUCUUUAGUAGAAGAAGUUUCUAAUUUUCGUAUGAAGUUCAAUAUUGAUGUUCUUGAUAUGAAUCAUAUGUAUUGUCCUCAAGGGAAAUCACGAUGCAAGGCUACAAAGCUUACAAAUUUUCACUAUUUCUGUGUUGAUUCUUUCAAUACAGUGAUAGAUUUACAGCUACAAGAGCUAAAUAGUCAUUUUAAUGAGGCUAAUACUGAGUUGCUACUUUGUUUAGCGUGCUUAUCUCCAACUAAUUCAUUUUCUGCUUUUGACAAGGGAAAGUUAAUCCAUCUUGCUCAGCUUUAUCCAUGUGAUUUUUCUACAAUGGAUAUAAAGGUACUAGAAUAUCAACUUCAAACCUAUGUUGAUGAUAUGCGUUCUUAUGUCAAGUUUUCAGGUUUGAAAGGGAUGGUUGAUCUUUCUAAGAAACUAGUUGAGACAAAAAAGGAUAAGGUAUAUCCAUUGGUUUAUUUGCUUAUUAAAUUGGCAUUAACGCUUCCAGUUGCAACAACUUCGGUAGAAAGAGCAUUCUCUGCAAUGAACAUUGUGAAGUAUCAAAUACGCAACAAAAUGGGAGAUCAAUGGCUGAAUGAUAGCCUUAUUGUGUAUCUUGAGAAUGAUGUAUUCAAUGCUAUUGAUAAUGAGUCUAUUAUCCAUUGUUUUCAAAACAUGAAAUCCCGUCGUGGACAACUUUAA